UAAUCGGUCGCCAGAUUAUGGUGCGACAGGACGAGAGUGAGGUGGCAACUGGCAGGAGCACAUUCCGGUAUAACAUAGAGCGACUCUUCAGCUGUGUCAUAUUUGACCAAGAAACGUUUCCUGUACUUUCGAGGGGGUGCAACUUUCAUUGAUAAGGUCCUGUGCUAUCCGGCACUGCCAUGUCGGCGAAAGCCAUUUCAGAGCAGACAGGAAAAGAGUUCUUGUAUAAGUAUGUCUGCACCUCAGCGCCCGUGCAGAACCGCUUCCGCUAUGCCAGUGUCACCGCUGAGACUGACUGGGACCGCCUCACACAGGAGCAUCCAUGGCUGCUCACAGAGCGUCUGGUGGUAAAGCCAGAUCAACUCAUCAAGCGGCGUGGGAAGCUCGGGCUGGUGGGCAUUGACCUGGACCUGCAGGGUGUCCGAGAGUGGCUCAAAACCCGCCUCAUGAGAGAUGCCACUGUGGGAAAGGCAAAGGGUGUGCUGAAGAACUUCCUCAUUGAGCCUUUUGUUCCACACACACAGGAGGAGGAGUUUUAUGUGUGUAUUUAUGCCACACGUGAGGGCGACCAUGUACUUUUCCACCACGAGGGAGGAGUGGAGGUGGGUGACGUGGACGCCAAGGCCCAGAAGCUGAUGAUCGCAGUGGAUGACACGCUGAGUGAGGACCAGGUCACAGAGCAGCUCCUCACACAUGUUCCUGAUGAUAAGAAAGAAGUCCUGGCCAGUUUUAUAGUGGGCCUCUUCAACUUAUAUGAGGAUCUCUACUUCACCUAUCUUGAAAUCAACCCUCUAGUCGUCACCCAAGAUGGAGUGUACGUCCUUGACAUGGCAGCCAAGAUUGAUGCCACAGCAGAUUAUAUCUGCAAGGCAAAAUGGGGUGAUGUGGAGUUUCCACCGCCCUUUGGCAGAGAAGCAUAUCCAGAGGAGGCGUACAUAGCUGAUCUGGAUGCAAAGAGUGGUGCCAGUCUGAAGCUGACCCUGCUGAACCCUCGUGGCAGGAUCUGGACCAUGGUGGCUGGAGGAGGGGCUUCAGUAGUCUACAGCGACACCAUCUGUGACCUUGGUGGGGUGGAUGAACUGGCCAACUAUGGCGAGUACUCCGGCGCACCCAGUGAACAGCAGACCUACGACUACGCUAAAACCAUCCUCUCUCUCAUGACACGGGAGAAACAUCCUCAAGGGAAGGUGCUGAUCAUCGGAGGAAGUAUUGCCAAUUUCACUAAUGUAGCAGCCACAUUUAAGGGCAUUGUCAGGGCCAUCAAAGACUUCCAAGGUCCUUUGAAGGAGCACGAGGUCACCAUCUUUGUUCGACGUGGCGGGCCCAACUACCAGGAAGGGCUAAGGGUGAUGGGGGAAGUAGGGAAGACGACAGGUAUUCCUAUCCAUGUGUUUGGUACCGAGACCCAUAUGACAGCCAUUGUUGGAAUGGCUCUGGGCCACCGGCCAAUCCCUAACCAGCCCCCGAUGGACGCACAUACCGCCAACUUCCUCCUCAAUGCCAGCAACAGUGCAGUGACUCCAGCUACAACAAGGACCGCUUCGUUCUCUGAAACCAGGACGUCUAAUGAUGUCACCCCUGCAAAAAAGUCUAAAGCAGGUCUUCCAGCAGACUCUCUUCAUUCUAUAAUGUGGCCUCUGAAGAAUGUGGUCACAGGCGAUUGGAAAGCAGCGCAUGCCUCUUCAGGCUGCAACGGAGCCAAAGCCACCACACUCUUCAGAAAGCAUACCAAGGCCAUGGUCUGGGGCAUGCAGACACGUGCCGUGCAAGGCAUGAUGGACUUUGACUACGUAUGCUCUCGGGAGGAACCCUCUGUGGCAGCCAUGGUCUACCCCUUCACUGGGGAUCACAAGCAGAAGUUCUACUGGGGCCACAAAGAGAUCCUGCUGCCGGUCUACAAGAACAUGGCCGACGCCAUGAAGAAGCACCCCGAGGUGGACGUCCUGAUCAGCUUUGCUUCCCUGCGCUCGGCCUUCGACAGCACCGUGGAGGCCAUGCAGUACCCACAGAUCCACACUAUUGCCAUCAUAGCUGAGGGCAUCCCUGAAGCUCAGACAAGGAAGAUAAUUAAGAUGGCUGAUGAGAAAGGCGUCACUAUCAUUGGCCCCGCUACGGUUGGUGGCAUCAAGCCUGGCUGUUUUAAGAUCGGCAACACCGGAGGCAUGCUGGACAACAUCCUGGCUUCCAAACUUUAUCGUCCCGGCAGCGUGGCAUAUGUGUCGCGCUCUGGGGGCAUGUCCAACGAACUGAACAACAUCAUCUCCCGCACCACAGACGGUGUGUAUGAAGGUGUGGCCAUCGGAGGAGACAGAUAUCCGGGCUCCACUUUCAUGGACCACAUCCUUCGUUACCAGGACACUCCGGGGAUCAAGAUGAUAGUGAUGCUGGGAGAGAUUGGAGGCACUGAGGAGUACAAGAUCUGCCAGGGCAUCACAGAGGGCAGGAUAACCAAACCUGUGGUGUGCUGGUGUAUUGGAACCUGCGCCACCAUGUUUGCAUCAGAGGUUCAGUUUGGCCAUGCAGGGGCCUGUGCCAACCAGGCUUCAGAAACAGCAGUAGCCAAAAACCAGGCUCUGAGGGAUGCUGGAGCUUAUGUACCAAAGAGCUUUGAUGAACUGGGCAACGUCAUCAAGACAGUUUAUGAUGAACUGGUGUCCAAUGGUACAAUCGUUCCUGCCCAGGAGGUUCCACCCCCAACAGUGCCUAUGGAUUACUCUUGGGCCAGGGAGUUGGGCCUGAUCCGUAAGCCAGCCUCAUUCAUGACGAGCAUCUGUGACGAGCGAGGUCAGGAGCUCAUCUACGCUGGCAUGCCCAUCACUGAGGUCUUUAAAGAGGAGAUGGGUUUAGGAGGAGUGCUGGGCUUGCUUUGGUUCCAACGCAGGUUGCCACGCUAUGCCUGCCAGUUCAUUGAGAUGUGCCUGAUGGUGACUGCUGAUCACGGGCCUGCCGUCUCUGGUGCACACAACACCAUCGUCUGUGCUCGUGCUGGCAAGGACCUUAUCUCAAGCCUGACCUCUGGGCUGCUCACUAUCGGGGAUCGUUUUGGAGGAGCUCUGGAUGCAGCUGCGAAGCAGUUCAGCAAGGCAUUCGACAGUGGCAUGCUGCCUAUGGAGUUUGUCAACAAGAUGAAGAAGGAUGGCAAGCUGAUAAUGGGCAUCGGCCACAGGGUCAAAUCAAUUAACAACCCAGACAUGCGGGUGCAGAUCCUGAAGGACUUUGUUAAGCAGCAUUUCACCUCCACCCAGCUGCUCGACUAUGCCCUAGACGUUGAGAAGAUCACCACCUCCAAGAAACCCAACCUGAUCCUCAAUGUAGAUGGUUUUAUUGGUGUUGCCUUUGUGGACCUGCUUAGAACGUGUGGUGGCUUCACACGAGAUGAGGCUGACGAGUUUGUGGAGAUCGGUGCACUAAAUGGGAUCUUUGUCCUCGGCCGUAGUAUGGGCUUUAUUGGACAUUACCUGGACCAGAAGAGGCUGAAACAGGGUUUGUAUCGCCACCCCUGGGAUGACAUCUCUUAUGUGCUCCCAGAACAUAUGUCCAUGUAAUUCCCACAUCACAGAAUGGGUUGCACUUCCAGAUGUGACUGUUGUGGUUGACGGUUGUGACCACAGCUGCCUUGGUCAAACUGGGCAGGAUGAUUCUGGAAAGUGAAAGUACUGUCUGACUGAGGGAUCUGGGUAGAGGUUUUUUGAUCUAGUUUUUACGGAGAAAAAAGGGGGACGUAUAUUUUCAGAUUUCGUUUUUUGACAAAUUAUUUAAAGUCUGAGAUGUAAGUUAUUUAGUUUUCAAUGAAGAGCCAAACCAAUGUAAACUGCAGCAGCUGCAGAAGCACAAAAUUAAUUGGUACUUUGGGGGGGAAAAAAAAAAUGCAAAGAACCCUGCUUUGUGUAGUUGGACUCCUGCAUUACGGAGUCUGAUUAGUUCAUCUGCGGUAACGGCUGCCGAUUUGUUCAAGCUCCGAAAUACAGUUAUCAUGUCUUUUUAAUACUUCUUAGAGAAAAUGAUUUUGUUUUAAUCAACAUUUGCCUGUUUUAUGCCACAAGAAAGUGUGCUUAAGUCUACUUUUUGGCUUUCAGAGUAUUGCACCUUGGUUUCAACACUAGCGAAUCUAUCUAAAAUCUGUUUUUGAAUUCCUUGUCCAAGUUUCACUCCCACUGAGAAAGAUCUUUGUCAUCUCAAGAGAAACCAAAGUUAUUUUUAUGAAUUUGUUGUCUUUAUUAAAAGUAAAAUAAAGCAGGGUCCGGUGGUUGACGUUACAGAGCUUACCCAGAUCUUAUGUUUUGAAAAAGAGGUAUUGUAAUGGGAUAAAGGAAUGCAAUGAAGGAACACAAUGAUUUAAGUCUCACUCCACUAUUGCCUUUCCUACAACAACCCUGGUUCUAAACGAGUGGUUGAAAUUCAUCAGCUUCUGUAAAUUAGAUGCAGUUUUGAGCUGUCAGGUCUCUGUGUUGCUAUUCUGAAUAACUGUCAGACAACAGGAAAAUGUAGAAGCAUCAAAAGGGGACAAACAUGUUUCAUGAAUGAGCCCUGUGAGUGUUUGAAAGCAUCUUUUGGCGAGGGACCAUGAAAGCGGUUUGCUUUACUUGGGGAAAUGAUUGCACAUAAUACAGGUGUCGGGUCUGUUAAACUUUCACUAAAUACUUGACACCAACCAAAACGCUUUGUAAUUGCCCGCUGUAUGGCCUGCUGUUUGAUCUUUGUUUUGCUGUUUAUAUUUAACUGUGGAAAAAAUGUUGGGUUUUUUUGUAACAUGCUGUCAUAUAGUAGUAUAAUAAAGAACUUAUUGUCUUACUUUUCA
Molecule: messenger RNA, 4798 nt
Organism: Micropterus salmoides (largemouth bass)
Lineage: Eukaryota; Metazoa; Chordata; Actinopteri; Centrarchiformes; Centrarchidae
Gene: aclyb
Product: ATP citrate lyase b
Exons: 30
Coding region: 180-3545 (1121 amino acids)
Biological process (GO): tricarboxylic acid cycle; acetyl-CoA biosynthetic process; fatty acid biosynthetic process
Cellular component (GO): cytosol
Molecular function (GO): ATP citrate synthase activity
Source: RefSeq, a predicted model, not a curated record